UUUUGACGUCUUUUUUAGUUAGGUACCCAUAGUUUUGAGUUUAAAACGUUAAUUUUAUUAAAUAUUUUACAGUAGUUCCAUAGUUUGCUGUUUUUUUUUCUUAUUUUACACUAUAGUGAUUUAACUCUACUGUAUAUUUUUUUUCACUGUCAUUCAUAAUGAUUGGAGCUAAUAAACUAAUAAGCAAAAAUAAUGUGUGUCAAAAGAUCAUACAGCAGCGUAAUUUUACGAAGAAAAACAUCAAAGAUGCUAACUAUCAAUAUUUACAGAGAAGCAAGUUACCGACUAUGCAUUUCCAGAAGUCUUUGCCUCGUUUACCGAUACCGGAACUUUCGAAGACGGGCGAAAGAUAUUUGAAUGCACUCAGACCUUUAUUGACUGCCAGUCAGUUCGAAGAAGCUCAGCAGCGUACUAAUAACUUCAUAACUAAAGAGGGGAAAAUUCUCCAAGAAAAACUUACAGCUAAGGACAAAAGGAACAAGCACACAAGUUAUAUAUCAGAUUAUUGGUUUGAUCUCUAUUUACGCGACAGAGUACCAUUGCCUAUAAACUAUAAUCCUAUGAUAGUGUUCCAAAAUGACGUGAGACCUGAGUACAAUGAUCAGCUUAUAAGGUCUACAAAUAUUUUAAUCAGUGCUGUAAGAUUCAUGUUGUCUUUAAGAGAACAGAUAUUGGAACCGGAAGUGUAUCAUAUGAACCCCAAGAAAAGUGACACUCCACUGUUUAGAAAUUUCACAAGAAUGCUUCCUGAAGCCAUUUCAUGGUAUGGUGCCUAUCUAUUCAAAGUAUUUCCACUGGACAUGAGUCAAUUUGUUGGUUUAUUUGGUGCUACUCGUCUGCCUCGCCAGAAUAAGGAUGAGAUCUUCAGGGACCCAAAAAGCAAGCAUGUAGUUGUACAGAGAAAAGGAAACUUUUAUGUGUUUGAUGUUUUAGAUGCUGAUGGUAACCUUUUGUCACCUCAAGAAAUUCUUGGUAACCUGAGCAAAGUUAUAAAUGACAAUUCUCCAUCUUCCGAGUAUCCUUUGGGAGUACUGACGACUCAGAACAGGGACCAAUGGGCCCAACAGCGAGUGCAUUUAGAGUCUACAGGGAAUAGUGAAGUUUUGAGAAAGAUAGACUCUGCAAUAUUUAAUCUAGUGUUAGAUGAGGAUGUAAUCAAUGAUGAUAAGCGUGUGCUUUUAAGAAAAUACCUUCAUAGCGAUGGGACUAAUAGGUGGUUUGACAAGUCAUUCAGUCUUAUCGUAACUGGUGAUGGUGUAUCUGGUGUGAACUUCGAACAUUCCUGGGGCGAUGGGGUGGCUGUGCUGAGAUUCUUCCAAGACAUUUAUGCCGAAACCACGAAAAAACCAUUUAUCCAUCCAGAAUCGAAGCCAGCUGAUAGUAAUAUAAGUGUACAGAAGUUAGAAUUCAAAUUAGAUGAUAAGUCAAAGCAGUUUAUUGAUAAUGCCAAGAAGGAGUACAAAGCAUGGUGUGAUUCACUCAGCAUAGAUUAUAUUUUGUAUGAAGGUUUAAAUAAAGCAGCGUGUAAGAAAUUCAAAGUUAGUCCUGACUGUAUUAUGCAGCUAUCAUUCCAGGCGGCGCAUCACCUCUUAAAAGGUAGUUUCGUGGGGACAUACGAGUCUUGCAGCACUUCAGCCUUCAAACAUGGAAGAACUGAAACUAUGCGGCCAUGCACUCUUAAAACGAAGGCAUUCUGCGAAACCCUCCAUUCGAACAACAGGUCUGACGAUGAUCUUCGCAGUAAACUGACAGAAUGUUCCAAACUUCAUUUAGAACUCGUCAAAGAAUCAGCCAUGGGCCAGGGAUUUGAUCGUCACUUGUUUGCGCUAAUGAAGAUGGCGGAAGACAACAACAUGCCUCGACCAGAAAUAUUCGAUUCUUAUGAGUACAAGUACUUGAAUAAGUCAAUUUUGAGUACGAGUACUCUGUCUUCGCCCAGCGUCAUGGCAGGAGGCUUUGGACCUGUUGUUAAAGAGGGAUUUGGGAUUGCUUAUUCAGCAUUUCCAGACAAGUUAGGAGCAGCAGUAGCGAGUUACAAGUCUCAUAACAACAGCACUCACUAUGUCGAAGCUCUGCAUAAAUCCUUUUUGGAUAUUACCAAAAUAUUAUCUGCAUAAUAGCAUAGAGUGUAAAGUUACAGAUGCACUAGUAUCUGUGGCACAUUUUUUUUUUAUAUAUUUUUGCACUUUUUGUACAAAGCACUAUUUUAUAUACAACCAGUAUUGGAACCGGGAUCAAUGGAUAAAAGAUAAUUAUAUUUUUUCAAACAUAUUUUUAACAAGAAACAUACUUUAUAUUGUAUUGUAACAGAUUUUUAUAUUGCACAAAGAGUACUGAUUUUUAUAGGCACUAUUUUUAAAUUAAUCGCCAUUGCAAAACAUCAUUUUAAAAUAAGGAAAUUCUAUUAUGUAGCCAGCAAUUUAUUAUGGAUUUUUAUUUGUUCUGUAAAUGGAUAUUAUCUCUUUAUUUGUAACUCUAUUUUUAAGUUUAAGAUGAUACUGUACUACUGUAGGUUAAGAUUUUGUACAUUAUUCAUUUAAAAAAUGAAAAACGUGUAAUUAGAGAGAUUUAGCCAUUCCUGGGUUUAAAAAAAACGAAGUUCUAAUCAGUAAAAGUGCCUUAACUGUUUAUGAAAUACUAUGGAGUAACGUCGAAUAUACCCAAUAUUUUUAGGAGCGCAAUUUGAAUUGUAGAUAAAAGAUAUACUAUGUUAUAUGGGAGUGUUAUAAAAUAUAAAUGCUUAUUUAUUUUACAUUA
Messenger RNA from Spodoptera litura, 2757 nucleotides. It is a transcript of the gene CPT2, whose product is annotated as Carnitine palmitoyltransferase 2. The record is from RefSeq and is a predicted model, not a curated record. Gene Ontology annotation, molecular function: carnitine O-palmitoyltransferase activity. Gene Ontology annotation, biological process: fatty acid beta-oxidation. Gene Ontology annotation, cellular component: mitochondrion. Lineage: Eukaryota; Metazoa; Arthropoda; Insecta; Lepidoptera; Noctuidae.